AUGUCUGCCAUUCUUAAGCAAAGAGUCCGCUACGCUCCAUAUCUCAAGAAGCUUAGAACCGCUGAAGAGUGUAUUCCUCUAUUCCAGCACGGCCAGUAUCUCGGAUGGUCGGGUUUCACCGGAGUGGGAGCCCCUAAGGUCGUUCCUCAAGCUCUUGUGGAUCACGUUGAAAAGAACAAUUUGCAGGGCAAAUUGGCCUUCAAUUUGUUUGUGGGCGCCUCUGCUGGUCCAGAAGAAUCGCAAUGGGCUCAAAAUGACAUGAUCUUGAGACGUGCGCCUCACCAGGUCGGUAAACCGAUCGCCGCUGCGAUCAACUCCAACAAAACCCAAUUCUUCGAUAAGCACUUGUCCAUGUUCCCUCAGGACCUCACUUACGGUUACUAUACCAUGAACAAGGCUAACGAUCUUCUGGAUUACACCAUCAUCGAGGCAACUGCCAUCACUGAGGAUGGUGCCAUUGUGCCAGGUCCAGCCGUCGGAGCCUCUCCCGAGAUGCUGAGCUGCUCCGACAAGAUCAUCAUCGAAGUCAACACCGCCACGCCAUCCUUCGAGGGAUUGCACGACAUUGACAUGCCAGAACACCCUCCUUUCAGAAAACCAUACCCAUACACCUCUGUUGACCACAAGAACGGUUUGCACGCCAUUCCGGUCGAUCCAUCCAGAGUCGUGGCCGUCGUGGAGUCCACCACUCCAGACAGGGUUCCAGACCCAGCACCUUCCGAUGAGACGUCACGCAGGAUCGCCAGUCAUCUGAUCGAAUUCUUUGAGCAUGAGGUCAAUGCCGGUAGAAUGCCAGAUAACUUGCACCCAUUGCAGUCCGGUAUCGGUAACGUUGCCAAUGCCAUCAUCGGGGGACUGGCAGACUCCUCGUUCAAAAACCUGACCGUUUGGACUGAGGUUUUGCAGGACUCGUUUUUGCCAUUCUUCGAGACUGGCGCCAUGGAUUAUGCCACUGCCACCUCCAUUAGACUGUCCAAGGACGGAUUCAAAAAGUUCUUCGACAACUGGGACCUCUUCUCGAAGAAACUGUGUCUCAGAUCGCAGGUUGUGUCGAACUCUCCAGAACUGAUCAGAAGACUCGGUGUCAUUGCUAUGAACACACCAGUCGAGGUGGACAUCUACGCGCACGCCAACUCGACCAACGUUAACGGAUCGAGAAUGCUGAACGGACUGGGAGGCUCUGCUGACUUCCUGAGAAAUGCCAAGCUGUCGAUCAUGCACACCCCAGCAGCCAGACCUACUAAGACCGACCCUACCGGUAUCUCGUGUGUUGUUCCAUUUGCUUCACACAUUGACCAGACCGAGCACGACUUGGACGUGAUUGUGACCGAUUUCGGUCUUGCCGACCUCAGAGGAUGUUCUCCAAAGGAGAGGGUCAGCAAGAUCAUCAACCAGUGCGCCCACCCAGACUACAGAGCACAGUUGCAAGACUACUACGACAGAGCCCUGUUCUACUGCGAGAAAAAGAAGACGAUGCACGAGCCACACAUUUUGAAGGACGCUUUCAAGAUGCACAUCAAUCUGCAAGAAAAUGGCACCAUGAAGUUAGACAACUGGGACAUUAAGUUUUAG
This is a messenger RNA of Ogataea angusta, 1572 nucleotides long. RefSeq lists its product as uncharacterized. The record is from RefSeq and is a predicted model, not a curated record. Gene Ontology annotation, biological process: acetate metabolic process. Gene Ontology annotation, cellular component: mitochondrion. The transcript has a single exon. NCBI's taxonomy places the organism in Eukaryota, Fungi, Ascomycota, Pichiomycetes, Pichiales, Pichiaceae. Gene Ontology annotation, molecular function: acetyl-CoA hydrolase activity; acetate CoA-transferase activity. The coding region runs from base 1 to 1572 and encodes 523 amino acids.